AUGGACGCCGCACCGGCUCCCGCGCUGGACGCCGCACCGGCUCCCGCGCCGGCGCCCGACGCCGCUGCACCGACGGAGGAGUUCACCGUCGACGAGAACACGGUGGCCAUGGCGCCCUUCGACAAGGACGGCGUCGAGUGCGACACGAAGGACGCGGAGGACCUCGACGUCACGCAGACGCUCCUGGGCCUCUGGGGCGGCCGGCUGCCGGGCCUCGAGGAGCGGGUCACGACCUUCGCCUGCGCCGUCGACAGCGCGCUCCUCGCGGCCUGGGUCAAGCAGCCGAGCCCCUGCUGCGCGGCCGCGGCGUUGGCCGGCGCGAUGAACGCGCUCGCGCGCGUCGGCCGCCGCGACGCGCGCGCGAUGCAGCCCCUGGAGAUCCUGGCGACGAUGCGGGGCCUGCUACGGGACACGGUGGCGAAGAAGCGGGCGAGCUUCGAGCGCAAGCUCGGCGCGGACCUCGGCCCGCUGCUCGCCGCCGUCGCGGACCGCGUCGCGCUCGACGGCAAGCGCUUCGGCGCGUCCACGAAGAAGGAGGCGGCGGCGAGCGUCACGGCCAAGUACCUGCUCGGGGCCGUGCGCGCCGAGGUCGAGGCGCGGGGCGACGCCAUCGCCGCGGCCGUCGAGCGCCAGCGGAACGUCGAGCAAGGGCUCGCGCCCGCGCCCGCGCCCGAGGCGGACGCCGCGGACGCGGACGAGCCGCCGGCGCCGGUCUUCUGCCGCCUCUGGGAGCUCUACGAGGAGGACGCGGCGCGGAAGCGGGCCGAGGCCGAGAAGCGGCGCCUCGAGGCCGAGGCGUCCGGCGCGGCGGUCGUCGACGACGACGACGACCGCGACGACGACGACGACGACGACGACGACGACGGCGAGCCGCCGGAGGACGACGAGGCGGCGCCCGAGGCCGCGGCGCCGCCGGCGCCCGCCGUCGCGCCGGCCGCGGGCGCGCCGCGGCCGCCGAGCCCCGAGGCGGCCGCGCCGGCGCCCGGCGGGCCCCGGAGGCGGCGGGCCAGGGCCCCGAGCCGCAAGAAGUCGCACCUCGGCGCCGCGCGGCGCGCGGCGAAGCCCUGGGCCUGGAAGGCCGACCUCGGGGACAUUUUGAAGAAGUGCGACGGCAUCGCGAAGACGCGGCCGUCGACGGCGGCGUUCGGCAACUGGGGCCUGAUCCACGCCGCGGAGCAGCUCGCGCGCGACGAGCUCUUCGACGACGUCUGGGCCGGCGACGACGCGUCGACGGCCGCGGGCGAGCCCCGGGUCGACGAGCCCGCGGCGCCGGCCGCGGGCGCCGCGGACGCCGUCGCGUUCCUGCGCCUCGACCCGGAGCCGCUCUGGGCCUGCCCCAAGGCGCCCGUGGCGACGGUCAGGGUCACGCUCUUCGCCGGCGCCGCGAAGCGCGGCUCCGCCAUGGCCUGCCCGCUGCGGCGCGGCGACGGCGGCCCCGAGGUCGAGGCGCAGUGGGGGAAGCUCCACGCCGUCUUCCUCGACCCGCGGGCCUGCCUCCUCUUCCACCUCAAGAACCACUACGCGCUCAUCUACGCGCUCCGCGACUGGGUCGACACGAGCGACCCGGCGAAGCCGCGCCGCGUGCGCCAGAUGCUCACCGCGCGCAAGGGCCAGCGGCCGAGCGCGUGGAUCGACUGGCUCGAGGCCCGGGAGACCAUGCUCAACUGGGCCGGCUACAAGAUGAUGGUCGUCAGCGUCUCGCCGCCCGCGACGGGCGAGAAGGCCGACGACGCGAGCGCCGCCUCGACGCGCGCCCGCGCCGCCGCGAUCUUCGCCUCCGACGGCGGCGGGCCGGAGAAGCGCACGAACGCGGCCGUGUGGCCGGGGAUCGCCCGCAGCCGCACGCCCGCGUCCGUCGGCGUCGGCAGCGACCGCAGCGUCUCGUUGGCCGCCAUGACGAAGCUGACCUUCGUCGCGCGUUCGCUCGUCUCCAUGCGCACGGGCGCGGUCAUGGCCAUCGACCGCGACGACCGCUUCGAAAAGGGCCCGCCGCCGACGCGGUUCCGGCCGCCGAAGAUGAAGCCCGCGCACGCGCGGAACCCGCUCCCCGUCGCCGCGCGCAUGCUCUGGUCCCGGAACGUCGCCUCGACGACCGUGUAG
This is a messenger RNA of Aureococcus anophagefferens, 2100 nucleotides long. RefSeq lists its product as hypothetical. The coding region runs from base 1 to 2100 and encodes 699 amino acids. The transcript is spliced from 3 exons. The record is from RefSeq and is a predicted model, not a curated record. Lineage: Eukaryota; Pelagophyceae; Pelagomonadales; Pelagomonadaceae.